Molecule: messenger RNA, 612 nt
Organism: Colossoma macropomum (tambaqui)
Lineage: Eukaryota; Metazoa; Chordata; Actinopteri; Characiformes; Serrasalmidae
Gene: mrpl58
Product: mitochondrial ribosomal protein L58
Exons: 6
Coding region: 7-591 (194 amino acids)
Biological process (GO): mitochondrial translational termination
Cellular component (GO): mitochondrial large ribosomal subunit
Molecular function (GO): translation release factor activity
Source: RefSeq, a predicted model, not a curated record
CUCAAUAUGGCGGCUCCCACUGCAGCAUGCUGUUUACGUUUCUCUGUAAGGUUUGCACAGAGGGGGGAAGUGUUGGGACGUUUCGCCAGAGUAACAAGCGACAGUUUAAUUCGCAGUUUAAGCACCAGCCAACAUUACACAGCCAAACACUCAGAUGUUUUACAGGGUGUUCAGCCUCCUGCCAUUCCAGUUGACAAACUGAAAGUAAGUUACAGCCGAAGCAGUGGACCAGGCGGUCAACAUGUAAACAAAGUCAGCACGAAGGCAGAGGUCAGGUUUCAUGUUCAAACAGCAGAAUGGAUUCCUGAAGAAGUCAGAAAUGAGAUUAUCUUGAAGAAUAAAACUCGGAUAAACAAAGCCGGAGAACUGAUAGUAACUUCAGAGGUUAGCAGAAGUCAACAGAGGAACCUGGAAAACUGUCUGCAGAAAAUCUCUGAGAUCAUCACAGAGGCCAGUCUAAGACCACCAGAGCCUUCAGAAGAUGAUAUUGCCCUGAGGGCUCAAAGGUUAGAAAGAAGAAAUUUAGCAAGACUUCAACAGAAGAAAAUCCAAUCUGCAACAAAGAGAGGACGACAAGUUGAUUUUGACUGAAUUAAAGUUCAUUUAAAGUUA